Molecule: messenger RNA, 1669 nt
Organism: Trichomycterus rosablanca
Lineage: Eukaryota; Metazoa; Chordata; Actinopteri; Siluriformes; Trichomycteridae
Gene: ucp3
Product: uncoupling protein 3
Exons: 8
Coding region: 235-1158 (307 amino acids)
Biological process (GO): response to cold; adaptive thermogenesis; mitochondrial transmembrane transport
Molecular function (GO): oxidative phosphorylation uncoupler activity
Source: RefSeq, a predicted model, not a curated record
UGUGAGAGCUCAGACAGUGAGGAUAACUUUACCUAGGAAGCAGACUUUUUAUUCUUUCCUACAGUUUGGAAGUAAAUGAUUUUAUGACAAGUGGUAUGCUUCUUUGGAAUAUCAUUUUAUCCGUUUUUAUGGCCAAAGAAAGUAAAUCUGGAAAACAUCUAAAACAACAAAGAAGAAUCCCAGUGGAAGAAACUUGAGAAAUUUGGACAGGAAGCCAUAAAAAAACAGUGCAAAAUGGUUGGAAUCAAACCCACCGAUAUACCUCCAACAGCCACUGUCAAGUUCUUUGGUGCUGGAACGGCAGCCUGUUUUGCAGACUUGGUGACUUUUCCCUUGGAUACAGCCAAAGUCAGGCUUCAGAUUCAGGGAGAGGCCAAAUCUGCAGAGGGAGCAGCAGGAGUUAAGUAUCGGGGUGUAUUCGGCACCAUCACCACCAUGGUGCGGACGGAAGGCCCGAGAAGUCUCUACAGUGGACUGGUGGCUGGACUGCAGAGGCAGAUGAGCUUUGCUUCAGUUCGCAUUGGGCUGUAUGACUCAAUGAAACAGUUCUACACCCGAGGAUCUGAGAAUGCUGGCAUUGUGAGUCGGUUGCUGGCUGGCUGCACGACUGGGGCAAUGGCUGUAGCAUUCGCCCAACCCACCGAUGUUGUAAAGGUGCGGUUUCAGGCCCAAGUACGUCUAGCUGAUGGAGGGAAGCGCUACAGUAGCACCAUGGAUGCUUAUCGGACAAUUGCACGUGACGAAGGUAUCAAAGGACUAUGGAAAGGUUGCAUACCGAAUAUCACACGUAACGCAAUAGUGAACUGUGCUGAGCUGGUCACCUAUGACAUCAUUAAGGAACUCAUCCUAAAGUACAACCUUAUGACAGAUAACCUACCCUGCCACUUUACGGCUGCAUUUGGAGCUGGUUUCUGCACUACCAUCGUGGCCUCUCCGGUGGAUGUUGUAAAGACACGAUUUAUGAACUCCACUUCAGGCCAGUAUAGCAGUGCUAUUAACUGUGCCCUCACCAUGCUAACAAAAGAAGGACCGAAAGCCUUUUACAAAGGGUUCAUGCCCUCGUUUUUACGUUUGGGAUCCUGGAACAUCGUAAUGUUUGUUUCAUAUGAACAAAUAAAAAGAGCCAUGAUGAGAGUGCAGAGGGAGUCACCAUUUUGAACCAUAAAGAAGUUGACACAGACAUGAAAGACAGCCUAAUUAUACUGGAGAGGACAUGUCAAUUCUCUGCGGUAUUAAAAGAAGACCCUUUCUAGUACUGGAUUAAGUCUUAUCUCGGAAGUUGACUGAAUUGCAGAAAGGUCAACAAAAACACAAAAAGGAUUUGUGUACUGUUACUAGGACAGCUUUUGCACAACAUAGGCACCAUAUGCCAACAUACAAAGGAAGUGUUUGUGGUUAAGACAGACUGCCACUGAGGAAAGCAAGCACAAUUGUAAACUUCCGCAUCUUUACUGACCUUGCACAUAAUUAUGUAUUGUUCAUACAGGCUUUUAGGACAAUUAAGUUUUAAUGUUUACAGCUUUGUUUACAAGUGAUAUGAACGUUGGGUCCAUAGCUAGUGGAUUGUAUGUCGCUGUUACUGUACAUUCAGGUAUAUUUGUAGAGUAACAAUAUUUUUAUACAAUAUCCAUUCCUAUCAAUAAAAUGAAGCACAAUUAUAUUUACAUAA